Messenger RNA from Silurus meridionalis, 1829 nucleotides. RefSeq names its product TSEN2 tRNA splicing endonuclease subunit (gene tsen2). Gene Ontology annotation, molecular function: nucleic acid binding; tRNA-intron lyase activity. Lineage: Eukaryota; Metazoa; Chordata; Actinopteri; Siluriformes; Siluridae. Gene Ontology annotation, cellular component: tRNA-intron endonuclease complex. The record is from RefSeq and is a predicted model, not a curated record. Gene Ontology annotation, biological process: tRNA splicing, via endonucleolytic cleavage and ligation; tRNA-type intron splice site recognition and cleavage. The transcript has 11 exons. Bases 365 to 1780 code for a protein of 471 amino acids.
AUUAAUUAUAAUGCAUAAGUAAGAAUUGUGAUAGUUGACGCACCCGAUAUCAAGUAUAUGUCUGAUUUUAGACAUUUCGGUGAUGUUUUGGCUUUCAAAUGUAGCUUGUUAAUAUCUGUAUGAGGCUAUUUUUACGAAAAUGUUUUCAACCUGCAUUCUUGCAAGCACCGCCUUAUUUUUUCCGGAGUGUCUAAUCCUGAGCUACGAUUGGUUGCUGUACUCACAAGGUGCUCCCUGAUUGGACAAUCGUAGGUCCUGAAUGAACGAAUCUGCGCGCUGUGCUCUGUGACUCAAACCAGCAGAUUUCAUUUUUCUACCAACAUAGUUAUAUUUCAUAUUGAUGCUUAAGCCAUAGCUUGAUUAAAUGGAAGCGAUAUUUCGCCCUCCAAAAAGGAGGACGAAGGUUUAUGAAUCUUUUGAAGCACCACUUCCUGUUCCGUUCAGCAAAGACUCCCCAUCAGAACAGCAAAUAGAAAUAUACAAAGCUGAACUCGUACAUCAGCAUGUCAUAGUCAGAGGAAGCGAACACAUUCAGGCUCUUUAUGGAAAGGGUUAUUUUGGUAAAGGAGUUCUCUCCAAAAGUAGACCACAACACAGUAUUUCUGAACGGUGGGAAUAUAUCGGUGACAGAUGUUUACCUGUCAUUCCUUUGGCAAAAUACGAGCAGCACGUAAGAUGGGCCCACUCUGCUCUCCUGGCUCAGGGAUUGGAUAAAGAAGCUGUCAGUCAGACGCUGAAGAUGCUGACUCAUCCUAUUGAUCUGGAUCUGGAAAAAGAGCACAGUAAAGAGGAAGUGGACUUUCAGGAGUGUCAGGCACCCUCUUCAGAUCAGGAUCAGUCAAUGGAGCAUGUAGCAGCUGCGAAAUGUGAUGAUGGAGAGGAAGAGGAAGCGGGAACGCCAGAGGCUAAGAGACCUCGCAGACAAGGGGACCCUCACUACGAUCCUCUGGCUGAAAUAUAUCCCGAAGAACCCGAGCAAAUCGAUCCGGACGUGUUUGCCAAAAUCAAAUGCAAACGACACGAUGACUGGAUACUUCAUUGUGGAUGUCGAAUAGAUGCGAGUGAAAUGAUGAGUGGUGGCUCUGUUUCCGACACACAGGGCCGCGAUCUGUCAUUAGCUCAUGGUUAUGUUUUGGUGGAUAAACCUGAAGAAAAAGAUGAAGAUAGAGGUCCUAAUGAGGAUAUCAAAAGAGGCAGAAGAGGCAAGUUGGUAUGCCGAAUCAACCCAUUUAACAUGAUGGAGUACCUACAGCUCAGUUAUGAAGAGGCUUUCUUCCUGGUUUACGCGCUUGGAUGCUUGUCAGUUUUCCAUGAAGGGGAAGCCUUGUCUAUCCUUCAGCUUUGGAGAAUAUUUCGUUCUGCGCAGCCCAACUUCGAGAUAACGUACGCAGCCUAUCACUACUUCCGCACUAAAGGAUGGGUGCCCAAGUCAGGCAUUAAGUACGGCACUGAUUUAAUGCUCUAUCGAAAGGGACCACCAUUUUAUCAUGCAAGCUACUCUGUGGCAGUGGAGAGAGUAGACGAGUCAUUCCAUGGUGCUGCUCUGAGGCCGUUUACCUGGAGAUCUUUAGCUGCUCUGAGUCGAACCACUGCCAAUGUCUCUAAAGAGCUGAUGGUUUGCUACGUCAUCGUGCCUUCGGGUUUGACCGGAGAGGACAUCUCCUCACCAGACUGCCUGAAACGGCUCAAAAUUCAGGUCAGGCAAUUGCAAAUAUGUAAAGAGAUUAUUGUGAGCAGAUGGAUAUCAUCAAGAGAACGAACAGAACAAGAAGAAAUCUAGAUGUGAUUUAUGCUCGAGUCUUAAUAAAACUUCUUUGCACUUCCUGUAA